Messenger RNA from Vicugna pacos (alpaca), 1118 nucleotides. RefSeq names its product inhibitor of CDK, cyclin A1 interacting protein 1 (gene INCA1). Gene Ontology annotation, biological process: negative regulation of cyclin-dependent protein serine/threonine kinase activity; negative regulation of cell population proliferation. The record is from RefSeq and is a predicted model, not a curated record. NCBI's taxonomy places the organism in Eukaryota, Metazoa, Chordata, Mammalia, Artiodactyla, Camelidae. Gene Ontology annotation, molecular function: cyclin-dependent protein serine/threonine kinase inhibitor activity; cyclin binding. Gene Ontology annotation, cellular component: cytoplasm.
GCGCAGCCCUGGCCGGCUCCGCCCUCGGCUUCGGUCGCCUCCUCGCUCCUCCUCCGCGCCCGGCGUAUCGUUCUAGAACUCGCGGAGCAGCUGCUUCAGGUGCCGCGGCCAAGUGCACACCAAUGAGGAGACUCAGUCCAGCCACCCAGUCCAGUCCAGUCAUGCAAGUACAGGAAGAUGGAGAGAACCUUAUCCCCUUUGCCAAGUGUUCCAGGGUGGUCAGCCGAUCUCUACACCCUAGCUUACCUUUCCAGAGCCUGAGACUGACGCCCCAGCGUUAUGGAGACACCUUCUGGGAGAACCUUAGUCAAAGGCCCAGCCCCACCUGGAUGGAGGAACAGUACAUCCCACCCCCGGUGAGAGCUACUGGUUGUUCCCAGCCUGGUCUAUACCCCACUGAGAGGCUCCCACCCCCUGAGAUGCUCUGCAGAAGAAAGAGACGCAAGCCAUAUUUGGGGGGAAUGCAGCACGGACCUGGGGGCAUCCCAGCCCGGGUAAGGGCUGUCACUUAUCACCUGGAGGAUCUAAGGAGGCGACAGAGAAUUAUCAAUGAACUGAAGAAGACCCAGUGGGGCAGCUCUGGGACUGCAUCUGAGCCCCUGGUGCUUGACAGUGAUGGCUGUGGAUUCCCUGGCACUACCAAGCACCCUGACCUGGAAGAGGAGAGGGCAUCCUAUCCCCGGGAAGAGGACCACUUCCUCACUACUGGCAGGGCCCGGCUGCUUUGGUCUCCUUGGAGUCCCCUGGGCCAGGAGGGGUCUUGCCUCUCCAGGCAGCUGGGCUCUCUGGCCUCCUUCAGCACUGUCACAGCCAGUAGGAACCCCCUUUACAAUCCCUGGGGGAUGGAGUUGCAGUCUGAGGAUAAGGAGAAACCUCCAUGCCCAAGAUGCUAGCGUGCCUCAGCGGCCAGGGACUAGUUCUCUGCGCUGGAAUCUCCUAACAUUAAGGCAUUUCCCUUGGUCCCUCCCAACUUCCUCUCCCAUCGUCUGAAUGAGGCAAGAACUCUCGGCCUCCCACCUCGACCCACCCCUCUCACGGGAGCUCCCCCAGGCCGGUUGUCCCCCAGGGCCGCUCCCUGGCACGUGUUCUCUGUUCUGUUAUUAAAAAGCAAGUAAGUG